Stomoxys calcitrans (stable fly) is the source of this 2822-nucleotide messenger RNA. RefSeq lists its product as uncharacterized. Gene Ontology annotation, molecular function: cell adhesion molecule binding. The record is from RefSeq and is a predicted model, not a curated record. Gene Ontology annotation, biological process: cell adhesion; extracellular matrix organization. Gene Ontology annotation, cellular component: extracellular matrix. NCBI's taxonomy places the organism in Eukaryota, Metazoa, Arthropoda, Insecta, Diptera, Muscidae. The transcript has 8 exons. The coding region runs from base 757 to 2595 and encodes 612 amino acids.
CCAAAGUCGUCAUCGGCACCACUCACUCAAGCAGCACUCACUAAUAUUCCAACUACAAGGCGGCAUUACGAACCAAUUGCCGGACAGGAGUUUGCAACAGAAGAGAAUUUGUAUCAGUACGAAACGGGAAUUCAACGAGUGCGGUUGCUCAACACGGAAAGAACACGGCUGUUGCAAAGUAGUUCGGUGCGCGACGACAACAAAUCAAGAAUUCAGAAUAACAAAUAAUUCGAUUUAUAGCAAAAUAUUCACAGAGCCAACUAAACCAGCAUCAACUAUAAUUGCAUUUUAACUUUAACAAAUAUUUAAUAACAGAAUACAAAAUACAAUCAAUGAAUGUAAAUACCAAAACAAUAAGACAACAGUAGUAGUCAAUCAACUCUCGCAUCAAGCAAUCGUUUGUUCAUAUGAAAUAUGCUAACAAUUCGCCAUCACUCAACAAUAAGAAAAUUAUAAACCUUAGCCAUUUUGCGCCAUGUUAUAUAAAUAAUUCCUAAACUUUCUGAACUAGAAAAACAAAAAACCCCAAUUAAAAUAAUAAAUAAAAAGUCGUGCCAUCAAUUGCAUUUUAAAGAAAUCAUUUUCUGUUGUUACAAAAAAUCUCCCCAAUUGGGGCUUCCACAGCAAACUGGACAAUUGUGACAACUGGAAAUUAUAAUAUAUAAAUAAUCUAACCUCACAUCGAACAACUAAAGGUUCUAAGAAACCUUAAAAUCACAUUAAGUGUUAAACCAUAGCAAAGAGAUUCUUGGCAAAAUGUGGCUGCAGAUUUUAAGCUUUACCCUAGUGAUCUCGUUGGCAUUUGCCUCUGUUCUACAAAUCGAUCAAAAUCUAAAAAAUAUCAAAUUAAUCGAAAGUAAAUUUAUACCGGAUGUCAACGUCUUGCCGGCAGAUCCUUCGAUAAAUAUCAACGAUGAGAAUUGGCAGCAAGUGCGGCGUUUCAUGGAGGAUGGUUUACCUGUUUUGGAAUUAUAUGGCUAUAAGCCUCAAAGAGAUAUACCGUUCACCUUAAUUAUACCGAAAAUCGAUGUGCGCACCAUUGAGAAACCGCGCCUCAAAGAAUUCAUGUUGGAGCACAUGGUGCCGGGGCGAGCCUUCGACAAUUAUGCCGAUGAAGAUUCUUCCACCGCAUCCUCAUCCUAUGGCAACGGCAAUGGCCACAAAAUUGUCUUUCGCAAAGUGGAGAAAUCGCCCAAUAGCAGUGGUGUGGUGUGGUUGCUGAAUGGUUUCCAGAUAUUGCAUCGUGUACGCAUCAAUGACAAUUUGAUAGCAUUGGCCAUUGAUGGUUAUUUGGGCGAUCGCAAAUCACCAUACUCGAAGCGGAACAUACAGGAGGGCAGCAAUAUUCGCUAUAACGAACCACAACGUUUGGAGAUGCGCAAUUCCACCGGCAAUAUUGCCCACACAAAGAAUGAACCGAUCCUUAAGGAGUCAAAGGCCAGCCCACUAAUGUCCUUCCUUGGCAGCAUGAAAAGUGGUACAAAAGUUUUCCAGCAUUUCCUUUCGAAAAGCAAUCUCACCCAGAUAAUGGACGAUGGUUCUUACACAAUACUCAUACCCACCGACAAUGCCUUCCAGCGCUGGCAUCCCAUCGACUGGGGCUUUUAUCCCUUCAGUGUGCAAGAGUUUACGGAGAGUGUGUUGCGCAAUCAUUUCUUGCCCACCCAAAAGCCUUUGCGUAUGAAUGAACUAAAGAACAUGGACCAAAUGGCAGUACGCACCAUGGGUGGUGAGAGUGUUCUGUUUAGGGGACAACCUGCACCCACCGUCAACAAUGUUUCCAUAAUGUCCGAUUAUACAUUGUCCAAUGGCAAUCAAGUGUUUAUCAUAACCGAAGUACUGUUUGUCUCUGAGGCUGUUGUGUCCAAAUUGCAUCAGAUGCACAAGGAUAAAGAGACCCCACCCUUGCUGGCGUUCCCUUGGUUUGGCGCUCAAUUUCUAUCGCAUUCCUUCUUGGCGUUGGAACGAGAUCCCAGAUUUACACAAAUCACCAGAUUUUUAAAUAAUGCUGAAAUUGCCCCACAUGUCUCAGGAGCGAAUUACACAUUCUUUGUUCCCGAUGACAAAGCCUUCGAGAAAUUGGGUUUUGAUAAGCUGAGCGAUGAUGUUAUGGCAUCGCAGCGAGGCGUCAAAAUGCUUUUAAAUCAUUUCGUUAAAGGACGACUCUAUAAUCGCGAUCUCAAGGAUAAUGAAGUGUUCGAGACAAUAGGUGGUGGUCAUAUUAAAGUCACUCGAAAUCCCGGUAGUAAUGCCACCAGCAUUAAUAAUGCCAAAAUAACGGAAAGUGAAGUUUUCGUUUAUAAUUUGGGCACCAUGUUCUACAUCGAUGAUAUACUCUACUCACAUCUCUUACGCGAAUAUGUCAUCAAACACAAGUCAAGAACAAAUUAUGCUGGUGGUAACAAUGGUCGCUCCUCAACUCUGGGCACACCCACCGAUGUGGAAAUUGUGCCCAAUGAAUUCGAUAACGAACAAGGCGGUGGUCAUGGUGGCGGCGGAGGUGGUGGAGACUAUUCUAUACACGAUGAAGAUUUUGAUGAUGAGAUAAUAACGCCCAAAGCGCUUCCCGUCCAGUUUUAUGAAUUGCCUAAAUAAACUCAAGUAGAUAAAGCAGCAAAUCAGCAAGCUAUAGGCUAUCAGCCACAAGAGGAAAAUGAGAAUUUUUGGAAAAAAAAAACACACACAAAAAUCCAUAAAUAAUCCCUUUUGAUAGAAAAAACCAAAAAAAUUGACCCAUGAAAAUAGAGUGAAAUUUCCCUUAAAGAAAAAAAAUCAAAAAUAAGAAGAAAUUGCAGAAAAUAUAAUUGAAUUUUAUCAUUAAA